Soboliphyme baturini is the source of this 635-nucleotide messenger RNA. Lineage: Eukaryota; Metazoa; Nematoda; Enoplea; Dioctophymatida; Soboliphymatidae. The record is from the annotation of a GenBank genome assembly.
AUGGCGCGAAGUAAGGACGAAGGCGAAAAUAUACGCCGCACACUGGCUGUGAAAUGGCAAGUCAGUGGUCGCAACACCCAAAAAACCCGUCUCAAUGACACCCUGAAACGGCGGUGUUCCAGGCUAGUGGUAAAUGCUGCCAUCGAACUGCGUCGCCGUCACGGUGGUCAGCGCGAAAAACCUCACCUCUCACAGCCAGAGCGUGAAAUGAAGAGUAAGUACUCGAUUUUGAUAGUGUCGGUAUAUCGACGGACGUACCUGGCUUUCAGCGAGUUCCUCGGUCAGCUACGUCUGCCGAUGGAUGAGUUCUGCGAUACUGAGCUGGGUGCCAAGCCGAGGGCGCGCUGGUACCCGCUCAAAGGCAAGAGCGGCGUUUGCGACGAACACAGGUACCGCGGAGAACUGGAGAUCAUGCUCGAGUUCUUCAACAAACCUGCUGAGCCGUCGACGAAAACGACGAAGGCCACUACGCACUCCAAUCCAUUUCUGAACGUCGACUUGCGCCGAUCGGCGCUUCAUAACUUAGGGAAAGGACUGCACUUCAAAAGCUUAGCAAGGAAGGAAGCAGACAUUAUCCAGGUACAGUCAUAUGCUGUUAUAUUCAGAACCUGUGAGGGAUAUUUAAGGUUAUAAUG